This is a messenger RNA of Closterium sp. Naga37s-1, 1002 nucleotides long. The record is from the annotation of a GenBank genome assembly. Lineage: Eukaryota; Viridiplantae; Streptophyta; Zygnematophyceae; Desmidiales; Closteriaceae.
AUGGGGUCCUUCCUCGGUCACACGUGCGCCGGAACGGUCAUUCUCAUUUUCGCUUCUUGGAACCUUCUCUGCGCCAUUCGCGCUUACCUCGCCGCGCCGCACGCGUACGUGGCGCGCGCAUGGCAUCCGGUGCCGAUUCGCGGACACUGGGUGCGGCUCGUGGUGUACGUACUCGUCUGUGGGGCGUUCGCGCAGCUCAUGGAAGGGCUGCUGCUGGGACUUCUGUCCGCGUUUGAGCAUAGAUUUGAAGUCAUUCAAUUCGAGCACGCCUUGCUCUUUGCUGUCUUCGUUACUAUAGGACUCAUCUUCUAUGUCCAUGACACAACCAGCCUCCUGCCUCUCCCACCAGGCUCCCUGCACAUCCUCUACGCCAUCGGAUUUUUCAGCGAGGCCAUUCUCACCACCUUCCACUCCAUCUCCCACAAGGGCCUCGAGCCCCGCUUCCACCUCUUCCAAGCACUCGCUGGCCUCAUCUGCUUCCUGCUCGCGCUCCUCGUCGCCGCCUUCCCCUCCUGCUUCCUCCUCGAUGCAAUGUUCCUCUCGGGGUUUCUUUUCCAAGGCCUCUGGCUCUGGACCAUGUCUCUGUUCCUCUAUGGAGUGCUCCACUUACCAGGCUGUCGCAAUGUUGAUUAUAAGAUGGUUAAGUGUGAGACGGAAGCGGAGGAGCAUCUGGGCGUUGCGCUCGCAGGUAUUCUUUUUAUUGCCGUGCUCGUCUUUACCAUGCUCCUCGCCCUUGCUCUCUAUGCCAGGGCUGCUCGGAACGCCCCCCGUUCGUCCAUAGAUUACAUCCUUGCAUUAUCUCCUAACCUCAAGGCAUCUCAGAAGGAAGCUGCUUCGGGGAACAUUGAGGGUGGGAUUGAUGUUAACGGGGAAAAAAAUGUGCUGGGUGAAGGAACAGCAGCAGUUGCAGCAACAGCAGGUCCUAAGGUGCCCCUGACUCAUGCUGUCGUCAACUUGGAGAAUGAAAGUGCCGCAUUGCUAGGUGGCCAAGUUGAGAUGUGA